AAAACAGAUUAAAAGAAAAAUCUUCAAGUUUGGAUUAAGAAAAAUAUGGCGCCUAAAGUUGCAGAGAAGAAGGUGGCAUCUAAAAUGCCAGCAGGAAAAUCACCUUUGGAUAGAAAAGAAGCAGGAAAAAGAUCAUCGGACAGGAAGAGAAAAAUGAGAUCACGUAAGGAAACGUAUUCAUCAUAUAUUUACAAAGUGCUUAAACAAGUUCAUCCUGAUACGGGUAUAUCAAAUAGAGCAAUGUCAAUUCUUAAUAGCUUUGUAAAUGAUAUUUUUGAACGUAUUGCUUUUGAGGCAUCUAAACUUGCUACUUACAAUAAAAAAUCUACUAUUUCUUCACGUGAAAUUCAGACAUCCGUUCGUUUGAUACUUCCGGGUGAACUUGCGAAACAUGCUGUAUCUGAAGGAACAAAGGCUGUAACAAAAUAUUCAUCAUCUAGCAAGUAGAAAUAAGAAGAUUAGUUUGCAGCGUAUGCCGCAGUUCAUGUGCUUUAAAAC
This is a messenger RNA of Pneumocystis carinii B80, 498 nucleotides long. RefSeq names its product histone H2B. Gene Ontology annotation, biological process: nucleosome assembly. The record is from RefSeq and is a predicted model, not a curated record. Lineage: Eukaryota; Fungi; Ascomycota; Pneumocystomycetes; Pneumocystales; Pneumocystaceae. The coding region runs from base 46 to 447 and encodes 133 amino acids. The transcript has 4 exons. Gene Ontology annotation, cellular component: nucleosome. Gene Ontology annotation, molecular function: DNA binding; protein heterodimerization activity; structural constituent of chromatin.